CGAGAAGCAAGGCAUCUCAUUCCCCCCCCCCCCUUACCUUACCUCGCCAGCCCCACGCCUCGCCACCCUCCCUCCCCUCUUCUUCUUCUUCUUCUACCUUUAUCACCCCUCCAAGAAUCCAUCCUCCUCCUCACAUUCCACUUCCUUGCGUGCACUGCACACACGGAUCCCGCAGCUCGAUCCCACACAGCUCGUUUGUUCGUUUCUUCCAUGGCCGUUUGAGUGAGCCACAGAGCCGUCCAAGAGGGCAAGAGGCCACAUCUAUCCUGUGACUCCAAGCUUGGCAUCUCCCCACACUCACGCCACUCUUUCUUCUUCCCCUCGCCUCCAACCCCCCCGCUGCAUGCCACCCGCGUGCCGCCCCAGUCCGUUGGUUGGUUGCAACGACGCCUCCUCCUCCUCCCUCCUCCCCCCUCCCCGCAUUGCGCCCAGCUCCCCUCUUCUUUAGCCGCAAGGCACGCGCGCCAGAGCGACGCGGACAAGCAGGGCGCCGCUCUGCCGCUCCGCAUUGCACCAAGAAGCAGCCGCUCCGGCAGAGAUUGCGCCCCUUCCGUCCUCGCUCCGGCAGGCGGCAGCGCAUGCCCGGCUGACGGCGAUGCGGUUCACGGCGGGGGGCUCGUCGACGCGGUCGUGGCAGCCCAGGCCGACGGCGGACACCACGGACCUCGGCUUCUGGCUGCGCUGGCGGGUGGCCGUGUGCGCGCUCUGGGUGCUCUGCUGCGUCGCCGCCGCCGCAUACCUCGUGUGGCGCCACGAGGGCCCGCGCGCGCACCGCCGGCCCGGGGGCGCCGCAAAGCACGACGCCGCCGCCACACAGGGCCGGCGGCCGGACGGGCUGCUGUACGACGACGAGGCGUGGCGGCCCUGCCUCCGCGACAUCCACCCGGCCUGGCUCCUUGCAUACAGGCUCGUCUCCUUCUUCGUCCUCUUCAGCCUCCUCAUCGUCAUCGUCAUCUCCGACGGCGGCAACAUCUUCUACUACUACACCCAGUGGACCUUCAUUCUGGUGACGGUUUACUUCGGGCUUGCGACGACGCUUUCGAUCUACGGGUGCAGCAAGUUCGCCGCCUGCAAUGCCGUCGCGGCGAUGUCCGACGCCGAGCAGGGGCCUUACGCCAUCCACGGAGCCGCCCCGAAGCCGGUCGUCGACGGGGAGGACGACGGCACGAGGGAGGUCGCCGGGUUCUGGGGGUACCUGCUGCAGAUCAUCUAUCAGACAAAUGCAGGAGCCGUGAUGCUUACAGACUGUGUCUUCUGGUUCAUCAUUUUUCCAUUCCUCACCGUCAAAGAUUACAGUAUGAACUUUUUGCUGAUAGGAAUGCACUCGGUCAACGCUGUUUUCCUGCUCGGCGAAGCAUCGCUAAAUAGCCUGCGCUUCCCGUGGUUCCGGAUUGCGUAUUUCUUCCUCUGGACGGCGCUAUACGUUGUUUUCCAGUGGAUCGUCCAUGCAUCUACUCCAACCUGGUGGCCCUACCCGUUCCUCGACCUCUCCUCUAAUCUGGCGCCUCUCUGGUACUUUGCGGUUGCGUUCAUGCAACUGCCCUGCUACCUGAUCUUCAGACUGGUGAUGAACCUAAAACACCACCUUCUCUCCAAGCAUUUCCCGGACAGCAUGGUUCUAGGAUACUAGCACCGGUGAACAAACUUCCAUUGCCGGUCCUCUUCCUUCGAUCCUCCACACAAAAAAGGCGGUGCGAAUCGGCAGGAAAGAACAGCAACCGUACAAUGGUGGCGUGGUGUGGCAACUCGGCUCGAGUUCUUUGCGAGAAAUCUUUAGUUCCUUACGCAUGUGCACGCGUCUCCGAAGAAAACAACAGGGGAGCGUGCAUUUGCAUUUAGACUGGUAUAGUUUCGUGACGGUAAAUCGGGGUGUCACGGAUGGUAAGAAGAGUUUUUGCAGUGAUUGGGGGUGAAAGGAGAAAAUGAAAGGAGAAUUUGUACAUACAUGCAGCUUGGUCGAUUAGUUGGUGAAAUGGAGAUAUUGUUGAUUAAUUGAUUAUUACUUGUAGUAUAUAACCUGUUUUGUAGAUUGGCUGAUUGGUCAUCAUCAGCUUACCUAUGUGGCUAAUGUAAUCGUCGCAGGGUUACAUGUUUA
Molecule: messenger RNA, 2095 nt
Organism: Hordeum vulgare subsp. vulgare (domesticated barley)
Lineage: Eukaryota; Viridiplantae; Streptophyta; Magnoliopsida; Poales; Poaceae
Exons: 8
Coding region: 596-1630 (344 amino acids)
Cellular component (GO): membrane
Source: RefSeq, a predicted model, not a curated record